Molecule: messenger RNA, 924 nt
Organism: Colletotrichum truncatum
Lineage: Eukaryota; Fungi; Ascomycota; Sordariomycetes; Glomerellales; Glomerellaceae
Source: RefSeq, a predicted model, not a curated record
AUGACUUCAAAUAGGUCGAUAUUGAAGAGUCUGUCUCUUGCGCUCUACCUUAGCGCGCAAUUGGCCCAGGCUCAGGAAUGCAGCUACGAAGGUGGCUGGGCUCUUCGGAAUGAUAGAUCGUGCCCCCCGAGCGCUCCAGUCGAGUGCGGUACUGGCGCCCAGCCGCGGUGCUGUCCUUCAGGCUUCACAUGUACAGGAGAUGGAGACUAUGUGGGGAAUUAUUGCUGUUCAGACCCGAAGGAUUGCAGAGCGCUAGCUCUAUCACACCCCAAGUGCCCCGACUCAUCGUGGACGCUCUGGGGUGUAGACGGCAAGCUUGAUAACGGUGGAUGGUGCUGCACGUCCGGCUCCAACGGCACGUAUCGAGAAAAUUCCCAGGGCAUAGCGCUUUUGUGCACGCCCUCCACGGCGACCUCCCUCCCACAGAGCCAUCACUGGGCCGAACCCGUUAGUACUUCAUCAUGUUCUACGACAACUACGGCAGCAAGCUCUGCUGCAACGACUACAUCGGCAGAAGCGACCUCGGCUACCGCAGCGGGAACAGAGACCACUUCACAGCCCGACCCGACCAACACAGCCGCGCCAGCUGACAAGGAAUCGAACGGUUUAUCGAGCGGAGGGAUCGCAGGGGCUGCCAUAGGUGGAGUGGCCGGUGUCGCUUUGAUAAUUGCAGGAAUCUUUUUGAUGCGGAGAAGGAAGAAGUCUGCGGCCGAAACGACUACGGCUACUACAGAAGAGGGGGGAUGGGCAUCUCGUGAUAAAAAGAAUAACUUUGGCGGUUACUAUAACCCAGCUGCUAACGAGAUGCCCGCUCAAGCCGCUCGAGUCGAGUUGGCCGACACCGCGCAGCCAACCUAUGAGCUGGACGGUUCGACGCCUCAUGAGCUUGAAUCGAUACCCACAAACACACCACGAACAAAAUAA